AUGCAUGUGUUAUUGAUUAUUUUAUUAACAAUCAUUACAAAUGCAUAUUAUUAUUGUGACUAUGAACGCAAUGGUACUUUUUAUCCAGGUAAUUCAAUUUGUUCAACAAUAAACAAUGAAAAAGUGAAUUACGAUUACAAUUCAAACUCUCCGAGUAUCAGAAUCGAAAAUUAUACAAACACUUUAACUUUUAAAAAUGUUCAGUCUGAUAUAUACAUUGGAAUAUAUACAGAAACAGGUGUCGACACUAUUAAUAUUUACAAAACUCAAACAUUUAAUAAGUCAUAUUUUUUAUAUACAAACAAAAUGACUGAAAACAUGAAAAUAAAGUUGUAUGGAAAUCAAAUGAAAAACGCAACAUUAGUCGAUAAAAUAAUAUUUUCAAGUAAAAAUAUGGAUUACUAUCCAAAAGUGUUUUAUAGUGGUGAUAAUUUCGAGAAAUAUUUAUUUAUUGAUCUUAAUUCUGGAUAUAACAUUUUUACUAUUAAAAGUGAUAAAAUAACAGUUAUCCCAGACUUAGGAGUUGCUGCCACAUACAGUGGCAUGUAUUAUAUGGGGACUUACAAUGACACCAACAGAGUCUUUAAAAACUUUUUAAUUGGUCAGAUAUGUGCAUUUAUCGAAAUUGGAAAUUCACUUUAUCGAUACUUUUGUUACUCUUCAAACUUCGCUGAUUUGUACAAUCAAAUGACUUCACUAACAAUUGCAAAAACAGAAACAAAUGAUUAUGAUACUGGAAUCACUGAAAUGACUUUCAAUUUGAAAGACGUUGAUAUUUCAGGACCAGUAAUUCUACGAAUCAACAUGAAUGCGACAUUUAAUAUUGAUGAAUUAAUAAUAAAUUCAAAUUGUUUAGCAACAAAUAAAGCGACUUGGGUUGUAUUAGCAAAAACAACAUUAAAUGUCAAAUUGGUUGAAAUGAAAAACACUCGAUUUGUCGUGUCUGGAAUACAUUUUUCUAAGUUUGAAGAAAUACGUAACACCAAUGAUAUAUACAACAAUCCAGCUUACGUUUUCAACAUUUCAAUGCUCGAAAAUAGAGGACUAACAUUUCCCAUCACAAAAUUUACACAUAAGGGCAGUGUUGUAAUUCUUGGAACAGGAGUGACAACUGUGAGAUCGCUAAACCCUGUCAAUGUGACUUUUAUGAAUAUUUCUAAAGUCUUUUUUGAAAAUAAUGGAGUUACAAUUAACAGUGAUAUUAAUGUCAUUAUGAAUGACUGGAAAUUUGUAUAUUUAACAAACACUACUACAGUACAAAAUUUUGUAGCGGAUGUGUCACAAACUACGAUAACUGUAUUAGAUGGUUACAUUUUAAUAAUAAAUAAUCUUCAAUAUUCAUUUCCUGUAAAAAUAAGUGGGAAUGUUCAAAUUAAUAAUGUUGUAAUAAAUAGAAAUGCUGCACUUGUGUUGUACAAUGGAGCUUUUAUUCAAAAUUUGACUUGCAGUUCCAUAGACAAGAACAAUGUGUUAUAUGAUGGUGUUUUAACUCCAACUCAAACAAAUUUGAAACAAGUUUGUCAAUAUCUAUAUGACAAGAAGAGCACAUACAGAAUUGUAGAUAAAGACUCGAGUUUAGACUGUGAGUGCCACUUUUCAAAUGGAUCGUAUUCAGGUGGCUUCGUUGAAAAUGAUUGUUCUCUUCUUGAAACGGAGUUUCUAUUAGACUUGUCUUUAAACCCAUUUUCUGUUGUGGAUUUUGGCAUAACAACAUACAAAAAUUUUAAUUAUUUACUUGUGGAGAGAGACACUAAAAUUAUUGGUCGUGCAGUUAGUGUUAAUUCUUUUUCAGUUAAUGCAAUCAAAAAUUUAAAAGAGAAUAUUAGUCUGGUAUUAGAUACAAAUGUGUAUUUGGGAAAUGUUAUUAUUAAUGGUAACUUCACUAUACAUUCAUACAAACAGUUGACUUUAAAAUUGCGAAACACUUUUAUUAUCAAUGAAGAGAGAACAAACAACCCAUAUAUCAUCGUAUGGCAAAACACCUUCCCGACAUACCCCAAAUUCUAUAAUUAUAAUUAUGAAGAAAACGUGAGUGGCGAUUUCUGCUUCGAUUUUGUUUCAUCUUCACAUGAAAUAUUGGAUAUGCAAAACAUAUUGAAUUUUAAGAAUAAUAAAUAUUUCUUUUUGGCUGAUAACAAACUGAUGAGAUGGUGUCCGUCUGCUGAAAAGAAUAUCACUAUAGUGAAGUGUUACUUAAAUUCGACUAUUUAUCAUAAUGAAUACGACAUUGAUGACAUCGUAUUUACCUUACCACAUUGCCCAUGUAAAGAUUGUCAAUUGUUCUUCCAAGAAAAUGUGAGUAAUUGUAAAAAUAAUGACAUAAUUGGAAUUUUACAAAUCGAAAAAGAAAAAACGUUAAACAACCCUGGUGUUAUUUCAAAAGUAAAUUUUAUUAAUGGAUAUUUAGUUGUAUAUGGGGGGACCAAUUCAAUCAUUGAAAGUUUUGAAGGAAAAGUAAAUCUGAAAACACGCAACAAAGUCACAUUGAAGUUCGGUGAAAUUGACUCUUUAGAUACACUCAGUGGAAUGUUGACAAUUAAUAGUACAAACGUUACUAUUAAUGCAUUGAGCACGAACAAUAUGUCAAGUAUAAUAGCUUCAAAUGAAACUACUGUUUUCAAUUUAAAAAAUUUAAUGAGUAAAUUGAUGAAUUUGAAACUUAAAACACUGAACAAAAUUGAUAUUCAAAUAGAUUAUUGCAAAAAUGAAAAUUGUGAAAUUAAUUUGAGUUCUGAUAGUAUAAAAGAAAUCCACAUUGAAAAUACAAAUACUAAUAAUAUAAAGUACAACCUCACUGAUGUACAGAGUGUUGAAAAAGUGAGUGUAAACACUACAUCCAAAAUAAAUUUAAAAUUUGUAAAAAAUACAGAAUUAAGUUUAGAGAAUAGUGGAAUUGUUAUGUUAUCUGCAACAAAUAAACCAAAUUUACACUUGAAUUACUUAAAUAAUCAAAUGUUAAUUGUAGACUCUGAAUUGAGUCUUGACAUUCAAAUUACAAACACUUUAAGUAUUUUUUGUCAAAAUAACAAAGGAAUUACCGUUUCAUCGAGUGGAACUAAUGCAAUUACUCUUUCGAUAUCUCAAAAUUCAUGCAACACAGGUUUUGUAUCUGAUGUGAAAUUUACAUGUACUUCAUGUAACAUUGGGUAUAGACUUUAUAAAGGUGUUUGCACAAGCAUAAGAUCAAUACCAAAUUGCGCAAAUUAUGAUGAGAAUGGGUGUGAAAAGUGUGAGAGUGGAUUUUAUACAAAAGACGGAGUGAUGUGCAUUGCAUGUACUAACAGUUGUAAUCGUUGCUCAAAUACCACAUGUUUUCAAUGCCAAAAACAAUAUAUUAUUACUGAACAAACCACGUGUAAAAGAAUUGAACAAACUAAAGGAAUAUACGAGUUUGAUAAGUUUAUUCAAUGUGCUGAAUCGAAUUAUAUAAAAGAAAGCGAAUGUUUAAGUUGUGAAAUAGAACAUUGUACUUCUUGUUUAGAAGAUUUGAACACCAAUGAAAUAAAGUGCCUUAUAUGUGAACACAACUUUGUAUUAAAUGGCAACACAUGCGAACAAAAAGAACAAGCUUUAACUUCUUCAAAUUCGUUUGUCACUUCAUGCAACAGUGGAUAUUAUUUGGACAAUGAAACCAAUGAAUGUCUACAGUGUAGUAACGAUUCAUCUUGUUCUAUUUGUGACCAAAAUGAAUGUAUACAAUGUGCCAAUGGGUUUGUAAAAAUGUUUGAAAAGUGUAUAAAAGUCGACCAUUGUAUUUCAAUACUGAAUGGAUUUUGUCACAUAUGUGAAGGUGGUUUUAUUACAAAUAAAACCACGUGUUUUCAAAAAGUAGAGAAUUGUGUAAAUUAUAAUUUGGAACAAUGCGUUGAAUGUGAAAAUCCAUACAUUUUAUCAAACAACACAUGCAACAAUUAUACUGAAGAAUUAAUGGAAUCAAUGAAUUGUGAAGUGAGUUGGGAUUUUGGCUGUUUGAGGUGUUCGGAAUCGUUUUAUUCAUCGAAAUAUAAAUGCGAGAUGUGUUCAGAUACUUGUGGUGAAUGUCUAUCUUCUUCUGAAUAUUGUAUUUCAUGUAAUCAAACAACGUUUCUUGUGAACAACAAAUGUGCAUCAAAUGAUGAAUUGAAAGAAAAAUGUCAACAACUAUCCAUAGUCGGCGGAUGUGCAAAUUGCAAUGAUGGAUAUUAUCGAGUCAGUUUUUCUUGUGAGAAGUGUCUUCCAGAGUGUGAAACAUGUUUGACAAAUACAACAUGUUUAACGUGUAAUUCAGAACAUUUUAAGACUUAUUCAGGUGUUUGCAAAUUAAAGAAUGAGACACUUGGAUGCUCUGGAAAUAUUGAUAGUGAGUAUGGGUGUUCUUCUUGUGAAGAUUGGUAUUAUCUAGAAAACAAAGAGUGUCACAAAUGUUCAGACAAUUGUGAAAAAUGCAAACAAUUUGGGACGUGUGAAUAUUGCACCGACAAAUAUGUUUUAGACAAAACACAAAAAUGUGUCUUGUUUUCAGAAAUCACCAACUGUGUUGAAUCUCGUUCUUCAAAAUGCACCAAAUGCACUUUUUGGCACAUACCAAGCGAAAAUGGUUCUUCAUGUGAAACACAAGCGGUGUGGUGGUUCAUUGUUUUGGUUCUUCUGUUUGUAUUCUUUGUAGUUUUUGUUGUGAUCGUUGCACUCUAUUUUACAGUGAAAAAGAUGAUAGCCCACAAAUUGAAGAAAGAGCAAGAGAAAACAGUUUGUGUAUUUAAGAUGUCACGCAGUAACAUUCGUUUCAUUAUGAAACUUUCAUCAUCUCUUUGUUCAAACAAAAGAAAAUUAAUAUUCCCAGACAAUGAAAAUCAAGAGAUUUGUGUUUGUCAAGAAUCCAAAGAACUUCUUUGUAUUGGCAAUUUGACAAAAGGACGAGUUAAAGUGCAACUCAGUGCGAAAACUGGAUGUGAGAAAUACACCAUACGUACUAACCCCGAGUUAAUCAUUUUAGAAAAGGGAGAAGCUUGCGAAUUUGAAGUUUAUGUGACGCCACUGUGUUCUUUCACAACAGAAGAAAAGAUAGUCAUAUCAUACAGUAAAUCUAAAAGUCACAAACACUCACAAGUCACUUUCCCAUUAUCUGUCACAACAAUUCUUUCGACACGUCUUGACCCCGAUGAGCUUUUAGAAACUGAAAAAAUAGGUGAAGGUUCAUUUGGUGUUGUGUAUAAAGGCACAUUCAGAGGAAAUUGUGUUGCUAUCAAGAAAAUCAAAGAUGUGAGUGGUGAUGAAAAAAUAAAAAGUGAGUUUGAAGCCGAAGUUGACAUGUUGGACAAGUUCAGAAGUGGUUACAUCAUUUAUUUCUAUGGUGCCGUCUUGUUCAAAAACCGCUUUGCACUUGUCACAGAGUUUGCUGAUUUUGGGUCGUUGAAUGAUUUGAUGCAACGCAAGAAGUCAAGUGAAGUAGACAUUAAGGUACGAAUUAAAUUGAUGUUGGAUGGUGCUAAAGGAAUUUAUUAUUUACACGAAAAUGGGAUACUACAUAGAGACAUCAAACCAGACAACGAGUUGGUCUUUUCUUUGGAUUUGAAUGAAAGGGUGAAUGGGAAGUUGGCCGACUUUGGGAGUGCAAGAAAUGUGAAUAUGAUGAUGACUAAUAUGACUUUCACAAAGGGUAUUGGAACACCUAUAUAUAUGGCUCCUGAAGUGUUAAACAAAGAAAAAUACAAAAAAGAGGCGGACGUCUUCUCAUUUGGGAUGACAAUGUAUCAGACUUUUAAAUGGAAUAAAAUAUAUGACAAGACAACGUUUCCAUGGAUUAUUGCAGAUAAAAUAUGUAAAGGUGAAAGACCAUCGCUAGACUGUAUCGACGAACGUGUGAGAAAUUUGGUUGUCUGUGCAUGGGAACACGAAAAAAGCAAGCGCGAGUCCAUCCAAGUUAUUGUUCAAAGAAUUGAAAUGAUACUCAACAACUUGUAA
Molecule: messenger RNA, 5940 nt
Organism: Entamoeba invadens IP1
Lineage: Eukaryota; Evosea; Mastigamoebida; Endamoebidae
Product: protein serine/threonine kinase, putative
Exons: 1
Coding region: 1-5940 (1979 amino acids)
Biological process (GO): protein phosphorylation
Molecular function (GO): ATP binding; protein kinase activity
Source: RefSeq, a predicted model, not a curated record